This is a messenger RNA of Dermacentor andersoni, 1257 nucleotides long. NCBI's taxonomy places the organism in Eukaryota, Metazoa, Arthropoda, Arachnida, Ixodida, Ixodidae. The record is from RefSeq and is a predicted model, not a curated record.
CUUGUCUCGACGGAAGAUGAAAAAGAAAGACGACGGCGGAGCUUCCUCCGAAGGGGCCGCGCUGUGAGCACGUAACGCAGAGCUCUGCGUAAAUACGAAGCAUCCCCGGCUGAUCGUGCAUGGCCGUUAUGGCACGGUACACGAUUAAGGAGGCGCUCUUCCGCGAAGUACGUGCUUAACUUCCAGCGCCGCUCCAGGAGGGAGGGAGGACGUCCACCUGAAGUAAGUGGAAUCUACGCAGGCGCGAAAUAAAGGCGUGCAGUGCAGAGCCGAGCCCGACGGCACAUCCACCAUGAGUCGAGGCAGCCGAACUGCUACGCAGCGCCUGCGACUCGAGUACUCCAAGCUGCUCCGCGAGCCGGUGCCGUACGUGUCGGCCCACCCGUUGCCGGCCGACAUCCUCGAAUGGCACUUCGCCGUCAAGGGGCCCGAGAAGACCCCGCUAGAGGGCGGCGUCUACCACGGCAAGCUGCGCUUCCCCGUCGACUUCCCCUUCUCGCCGCCCUCCAUCUACCUGAUCACGCCCAACGGACGCUUCCAGUGCAACACCCGCCUGUGCCUCAGCAUAUCCGACUACCACCCGGAGUCCUGGAACCCGUCGUGGUCCAUGUCCUCCAUCCUGACCGGGCUGCUCAGCUUCAUGGUGGACGAGACGCCCACGCUCGGAAGCCUGGACACCACGGUCGAGCAGAAGCAGAAGCUGGCCCGCGAGAGCUUGCGCUUCAACCUGGAGGACAACGUGUUCUGCGAGCUCUUCCCCGAAGUCGUCAAGGAAACGCGCGCAGUCCUGGCCGCCGAUGCGGCCGUCAAGGGGGACUGCCCGCAGGUUCCCUGAGGCGCGGCAGCGUCAACUGCAUGGGCUCCCGCACCGCCAUGCGCUCCUAACCUCCUCUUUCUAAGUCCACAUAGCGUACAGGCUACAAAGCUAGUCUCCUUGAACUGAGGUCUUCGUUAGACGUGGGCCCAAGCUUCAAGAUGCUCCACGAAGAAAGGAGUGUUCGCGAACAAUGCAUAAUGCGAGUUCGUAACACGUUGACGCAUGCAAGAAGAAAGCCGUUGGCCUUUGCCUUACUUCGCACCGCACGUCGCUCUAGGAGUUCGUCGCAGUGUGCAGAUGCAUUAUUUGCGAAACGAAACGACUGCUGCGUAGGUCCUCUCGUCGCGAAUCCCGGUGCGCGGUGCACUGAACACGACUUCGCUUCGAAACUUUUCAGGAGGUUAAGGAAAUUAUGCAAUAAAAUGUACCAAGUGCGGGAA